CUGGCAUAAUUUCAUUUGUCACAGUUGGCUACGCUGCUCUAAACUGCUUGCUACGGUGGUAUACAAUAGACUUUGUUUACGAAAGUUGAUUUCAAUCCGAGUUGUCCUAAUUGUAUCUGUUGUAUUCUACAUUUGUAGUCAUGAAUCCAGAUGGCCCAAAUGUUGUGGUGGAGAAAAUGGCUAUUUUAUCGGAAGGGAGAGUGAUCAAGGAAUUUGACUUAACAGGAGAUUUAUCAAAGCUAAAAGAUACGCCAGUUGUAUUAAAAGAGGGCGUUGAAUUCCAAGUUCAAGUGAUAUUUAGGGUAAACCUAGAAAUUGUUUCUGGGCUUCGCUACCACCAAUCUGAUUCUCGAAAGGGUAUAGUAGUGGAUAAAUCAAGUUUUAUGAUUGGAAGUUAUGGACCAAAAAUUGAACCUUAUCAAUAUCUAACACCAACGACGGAGGCUCCUAAAGGAAUGAUUGCACGCGGUCACUAUAUUGCUAAAAGCAGCGUCUUAGAUGAUGACAGAAACAGAUGCUUAGAGUGGGAAUGGUCGUUUGAUAUCAAGAAGGAUUGGGAAUGACUUUAAUACACAGUAACAACCCACAUUCAGAAAUCAUCGUGUCUAAAAAGUGGCAUCAUUAUAAAAAUACAAUUAUUAGAAGAUUAGAAGCACAAAUGUUGAAAAAACCCACAUAUGUUUACAAUUCCAAUCAGUAGCCUAUAUUUAGAACUGUGUUUACCCAGGGAGUUGUUAUAGCUGGAAAGUUUUUGAUUAAGUAGGCGGUGUCAUUAACUAUAUAGUUUUUUUUAUUUGGAAAUUAAUAAAAAAAAUACAAUUUAAUUGCUUAUACAAGUACAGUAGUUAAUUUACUGCUUGCCAGUGGUCUCAAAUUGCAUGAAAAUGAUGCAAUGGUGAUGGUAGUCUGUUCUAUUGUUUUCUGACUUCCUUAGUAGUCAUAAGGUUUUUUUUUUGGUUUUUUUUGUGUAAUAUCAUUACAUGUAUUGUGCGCUAUACAAAUCCUUGAAUAUCGCCAUUAAUAACAAAGGUACAACCAUUAAUAAAUAUAUAAUUUAAUAAGUGAUAAAAUUCAGGAAAAUUCUUGCAGCCAAAACAGAAUGUCAUUGUUAUUCACAGGAAAACCUGCAUGCUCUAGGGUUUCAUUCUGAAUCUAUAAGAAAUAUACUUAUGGUAAUUGGUAAAUAUUAUAAUAGAUUUGAUUCACUAUUUCAGCAGUCUUAUUAAAAGUAUUAUUAUUAUUAUUACAGGUAUCACAAUUAUUGUUACAAAUAGUUUAUGCAUUUAUCUUUACAGGUGUUCAUAUGAUUAAUUUUAUAUUUAGAAAAAAUAAACAAAACUAGUCCAUUGGCCUUAAAUGCUAAUAAAUGUAAAAAAAACACAACAAAAAAACCGCCAGGCCGGGCCUACAAUCUCUUUAACACUUCAGUUUUCAACACAUUAGCAAGGCAUACACCUGCAAUAUUUGGUUUUUCUUAUUCAAAAGGUUGUUAUUAAUACUUAUGUUUCAAAGAUGCUCAUAAGAUAAUGUGUCUGGAUAUAAAUUUGCAGUGGAUAAUUACUGCCCUGUUUUCAAUUAUGUUAAUAUGCAAUAAACACUGAACUAUAUCAAGGAGGUUAAAAUUAACCUCCUUGACUAUAU
Messenger RNA from Anneissia japonica, 1641 nucleotides. Its product is annotated as rho GDP-dissociation inhibitor 1-like. Bases 141 to 563 code for a protein of 140 amino acids. NCBI's taxonomy places the organism in Eukaryota, Metazoa, Echinodermata, Crinoidea, Comatulida, Comatulidae. Gene Ontology annotation, biological process: Rho protein signal transduction. The transcript is spliced from 5 exons. Gene Ontology annotation, cellular component: cytosol; membrane; cytoplasm. Gene Ontology annotation, molecular function: Rho GDP-dissociation inhibitor activity; protein binding. The record is from RefSeq and is a predicted model, not a curated record.